AUGGCAGGUGAUUCAUCUCCCAUGGAAAGUUUCACAUUAGAAACUCAUCCCAUCCUAUCAUUAUUAGGCGGCAUGGAUGAAGGUUCAAUAAAUAGAAAACAUCUGAAUCAGUUCAUAGAAUUUUUGGAAGCUAGCCGACAAGCAAUCUCAUUUCAACCUGCUCAUUAUAAAACCAUUACUUCAUUUAUGAAAAAGUAUAUAGAAUAUCAGAUAUUCAACAACCCCAAUAUGCCAAUACAUAAACAAUUUCCAACACUAAACAAAAAGUUGUCCAUGCCUGAUGAUAAAAGAAAAUUUUUUCUCAAAAGUCUGAGUCGAAUAGCCUUUAUGAACUUGAUAUGUGGUAUUGAUAUAAAGUGGGAUCAUUUAAAGGAGGAAUUCUACCUAGAGACGUCACCUAUUUUCUCUGAAUUCGAUUGGUCAGAGAAGUACAACCCCGUGAGAAUUUUGAAACAGUUGGAAGGCACCCAGGGUAAAUUAUGGGUCUUUAGAGAGAGAUUUGUUCAGGAAUUUCUGGCUGCCUGUUAUCAAGCUGAUAAAAUUUUAGAGGCACUGACAGCCAGGAAGCAUCGUUUGCUGGGUCGCAAGUUAACACAAAGUCUCAAAAUGAUGCCAGGGACUUCCGAUAUUUGGUGCAUGACCUUUGGCCUGACAUCGAGACACUGCGACCUUUGCCCUCAUCAGCUGAGAUUGAUGACGGAAGUAGUCAGCCAGUUGAGACAGAUUCUGAAAAAGUUUGUUUCAAGUAAAAUGGGGAAAUCUUGCAAUAAAUCUGGUGUAAAGUAUCGCUAUUCAGAAAUGAAGAAAGAUAUAAAAGAACAAGCAAAUAGCCGUUUGACUCGAUUCUUCAUUGAGUGCACAUUUGAAUCAAGCAAUAAAGGCCAGCUGAUUAGACUGAUCGAUCAAAUCCUGAUCAAUGAAACAAUUAACUACUCUGGCAUCUGCCUAUCACAGAACAGGGUGUUGUACAGCCUAGCUGCCAUUGGUUACUUCAUGACUGUGGCCCCUCGAGUCUAUGGACUUCAUCUGCCCAAGAAUAAGAUUGACCAGAAAAACAUAAAAAUGCUCACUGAACCUCUUCACUCUGUUUCUGACAAUACUCUGCAGGUGUUGAACUUGAGUGGAAACAACAUUGGGCAGAGGGGCAUGGAGUCAUUGUUUCGUUUCUUUGUGAAGGCAUCGGACCUCACCCAUCUGGAUGUCAGCAACUGUCACAUGACAGACCGGGGACUGAUGAUGUUUGUUCAAGCGUUCAUCUGCAUGCCUCUCAUCUUCAUCAAUCUCUCUCAUAAUCUCAUAGGCAGUCGAGGAAUUGGCCACCUCUCUCGUAACCUCUGUUACCUUCCAAGCCUCGAAUGGCUCGACCUCUCAGACAAUUGCAUCAACGAAGGGGCAGUCACAUUAGCCCAUGCUAUGUCCAGCUUGUCAUCUCUGAGGUAUUUGAAUCUGGAUAGGAACAGUCUAGACGAUCGAGGAGUUACAGCUGUUGCUCAGGUCAUUGGGUCACUUGAGAAAAUUCAGUGCGUCAGUUUUGCUGAGAAUAGUAUCACUGCUGCUGGGUCCGAUGCCCUCGCUGACCAGGUUAAAAGGAGUCAAUCAAUAAGAAGUCUUGAUGUUAGACUCAACAAGAUACCAUUUUCUGCUGUGAUGAAGUUGAGGAGGGCAGCCAAAUCACAGGGAAGGAUGCAGGUUGUCACAUGGGAACAACAUCCCUACUCCAUUCCAUUAGAUUCGCCAUCAGCUAUUACGGAAAAGGAUGUGAAUGAACCGCCUUUAUUUUUUGAAGGUACACAAACCAAUCCUGACGUGUUUGGCUGUUUAAGAGGUAAUACAAAACAAGGUGGCCCUUAUAAUCCCCACGAUCACCCUAACCCCACUUACAGCAAUGUAUCAUCAACACUAGAGAUAAAAGAUCCAGAUAAAUUAGAACCAACAAUGGCCAUCACCAGAAACCCAACUGAUGAAAUAUUUGGAAGAGUAAACUUCCAGCUAUCAAUUGCUCUGAAGAAAGUCGUUGCUGGUGAUUCUGCAAUUAAGGAUCGGUUGAUGGCAUUAGGUGGAGCUAAUAAGUGCCAGGCUCUUGUUCAUCCACAUGCUCAUGACGAUGAUCAAGCUGAUGAUAAGAAAGAAGUUGAUGUUGAUGGUAAAAAAGUUGCUGCCUCCGAUGAGAAGAGAGAGAUUGGUGCUUAUGAUGAGAAUGAUGGCGGCCAGCAUGGUGUUGGGAAGGACAAGAGGGAACAUCGAGGAGAUAUUGAACAAGGAGGUGAUUAUGAAGAGGCAACAACAUCAAAGACAACUACAGCUACACUGCUACCAACGUCAGAGGGAUUGAUGACGAUGACAAAUAGGUUGGACAAAAGUGUUAAUGAUAAAAGCAAUGAUGCCAGUGGUAAGGGUAUUGUAGAGGCAGGUAUCGAUGCACCAGAUGAUGUUUGGUCACAUGAUGCAGCCAAUCCUGUUGACAAACUUUCAGAGGCAAGUCAGAUCGACAUUCCAAAACCAGCUCCAAGGAAAAGGAAGUGGAAGAAUUACAUGUCAUUAUCUCACUUUACUAAGCAACAACAACAACCUGAUGCACCAGCAGAAACGACAACAACAACAACAACUGCUGCUACAACAAUUGAUACAGCUACCAUAAAUUCAGUCAAAACAACAUUUAGUAGACAGCAGCAUCACCAGCAAGAUUGUAACUACCAUCAUCAACAACAGCAGCAAUUACAUCAGCAACAGCAGUUACAUCAACUACAACAGAGACAUAAUUCUCACAAACAACAUCAACUACAAUUGAGGACUAGCACAAUAUCAACAUCACAGAGCCGGACACUACCGUCAGAGAAAGCCAAGAGAGCAAGUAGUAGCUACAGCACAAGUAGAUUGGAUGGAUCAAGUUCCUUACAAAACAACACCCACUCAUUUCUGGAUAACAUCGAUGAUGAAGCCGACAACAACGUUGAAAAGGAAAAAAAUGAUAUCCUUAAUAAUAUUUCGAGAUCUAAGAAAACAUCCAUGUUCCUGAAGUCAAGUGAAGAUUUUUUAAAUAGUUGA
Helobdella robusta is the source of this 3045-nucleotide messenger RNA. RefSeq lists its product as hypothetical. The transcript is spliced from 11 exons. Lineage: Eukaryota; Metazoa; Annelida; Clitellata; Rhynchobdellida; Glossiphoniidae. Bases 1 to 3045 code for a protein of 1014 amino acids. The record is from RefSeq and is a predicted model, not a curated record. Gene Ontology annotation, biological process: nucleocytoplasmic transport; activation of GTPase activity. Gene Ontology annotation, molecular function: GTPase activator activity; small GTPase binding. Gene Ontology annotation, cellular component: nucleus; perinuclear region of cytoplasm; cytosol.